AUACCACAUUACCCUAUUCUCAGUCAUUCCGAAUAUUUGAUUUAAAAAAAUUUACAUUUAUUUUUUACUAAACAUUAAAAGAGAUCUGACAUAAUUUAUUACAUGAUUUUAAUGUGAAUUCUUAUGCAAAUAGUAAAAAUUAAUUUCUAACAAAAAUGGGAACUGUUCAUGCGAAGGAAUCAAAUAUGUUUAGAAAUAUAAACGAAUCUUCAAAUAAUGAAAGACAAAAUUUCAAAAAAAAUAAUCCUUCUUCACACAUUCAUGAGAAGAUGAAUUUACUUGAAAAAAGGAAAGAGAAAUCCAUUGAUCUUCAUUCAGUGAAGGCAAGAGUUGAUAGAAUACAUGUAGAUGGACUCAUGAGAACAAAAGAUGACAUAAUAAAAGCCCAAGUAACAGAAUUGUUUAAAGCUGAAGAUUUUUAUGAUAUUAUUUUACGCUCCUAUAAAGUGAGAGAAAAAUUGCAAGGUUUAGGAUGUUUUGGGAAUAUUGGAAUUUACAUUGAUACCAGUCAAGGUCCUCAUGCUACCCCAGAAGGCGUUGAAGUCACUUUUAUGGUACAUGAAAUGAGACGUCUAACAGGUGGAAUUAGCACUAUGGUUGGAAAUAAUGAGGGUUCAGUUAUUAUUCAAGCAAAAGCACCCAAUUUAUUUGGAAGAGGAGAACGUCUUCAGAUGGAAUACUCUUAUGGUUCAAAAAGUUCAACUAAUAUAAGUAUAUCUGCUGUUAAACCAUUUAUAGGCAGUUGGCCUCAUAAAGUAUUAACUGGCAGUGUGUUUAACACAUCAAAUAGGUUUCCAUGGUCUGGUUUUAGUCAAUGUGAUAAAGGUUUAUUAUUAGAUAUUGCUUUUAACACAGAUGGAGCAAGUAUACUGAAGCAUAAUUUACAAUAUGAAGCUACAUAUAGGGAGAUUAUUUCGUCCAAACAAGCGUCGUUUCGCGUUAGGGAACAAUGUGGUCCAAAUUUGAAAUCUGCACUGCGACAUAUUUGUUCCAUCGAUAAAAGAGACUCGUUAAUAUUUCCUACUACGGGAAGUCUCGUACAAUUUUCAACAGAAGUAGCUGGUCUCGGAGGAGAUAUUGGAUUUGUUAAAAAUGAACUUAUCAUGCAAACUAAUUGGACGCCUCAUGAAUAUGCAACCUUUCAGCUGGGUUUUCAAUCUGGAUUGCUUCGAGGAAUCAGCAAUGAUAUGAAAAUAAAUAUCGCCGAUCAAUUUUUCUUGGGUGGACCAUUGAAUCUUAGAGGAUUCGAUAUGAGAGGUUGUGGACCUCGCCACGAUGGAAAUUCAAUUGGAGGCGAUGUAUAUUGGGCACUUGCGCUUCAUUUAUACACACCACUGCCAUUUAGGCCCGGUCGUCACGGUUUCGGUGAUUUGUUCAAGUUACAUGGUUUCAUCAAUGGUGGAAAUGUAUCAAAUUUCACUUUCAAAUUUGCAAAUGAUUAUAAGGAAAAUAUGAAAAUUUUUAAGGAAAAUGUUCGUUGUGCAGUUGGCGGGGGUAUUGCGAUGAAACUUGGAAAUAUAGCGAGAGUAGAAUUAAAUUUAGUUAUGCCUUUGUUAUUUGUCAGAAGCGAUGUAUUGCAACAAUUUCAAUUCGGGCUUGGAUUGCAGUACUUAUAAAUAACUUUUUGGGAUAGUAAAUUGUAUAUUCUAUACUAUUUUUAUGUCAAUCGUACGCAUUUAAUGUAAAAUAAAUUACAAUUAUAAAUUUAUUAUUCUUAUGAAGAAUACAUUCUAAUGCCAUUAGAGAUAAGUAUCAGCAAAAAGCAUUUCAAAUAAGAGCUAAUUCAAACGUAUUUUCGGAAUUUUUUUUACAUCUUAUUAUAUUACAAUUGUUUACAUAAGAUGAGCACAUAUAUUUCCUAGUUUGCAUCAAGUACGAAACCAACUACAAUUUUCUGCGAAAAGUCAGAGAUUGCAUCAAAGUAUGAUGAAUCAGUUUAUUAUGAUGCAUACUUGUUUGAAAUGAAUGAUUACAUAGUAUGGUUUGUCUAUAUUUUUGAAUAUUUAAGUGUAAUCAAUAAUAAAUAAAAUAUAAAUAAAAUGCAUAUGUUAUUUUCCAAUAUCAGAUGUUAUCAAGGACAUAUUUUGCAGAAUUGGAUUUACUUAUAGACUUUUAUCUUUCGUGAAUUGAUAGUCUAAAUGUGAAUCGUUGUGACAGACAGCGCCCCUGUGAUAAAUGAGUUAUAAAUGACCCAUGCAGUAACCAGUUGAAAAUGGCCGCUUAGAAGUUAUAGUUCAAAUGUGUGUUAUAAUAAUGCGUCAUUUUACAAUGGAACCCUCCGGAAUUAUUAAAGAAUUAAAGCGAAAUAUUGUAUCUGAAGUAACGAAGUUUAUCGAAUAUCCAUUGUUAAAGCAUAGAAAGUGUGGUACAGGAAAAAAUCAGUUGUCAUAUUGUGAACAAAAUAUCCUACGUGAUUGUGGUUGUCGCGAUUGUGGAGGCUAUCUUUGUUGUA
Messenger RNA from Bombus huntii, 2452 nucleotides. Its product is annotated as sorting and assembly machinery component 50 homolog. The record is from RefSeq and is a predicted model, not a curated record. Gene Ontology annotation, biological process: protein insertion into mitochondrial outer membrane; mitochondrial respiratory chain complex assembly. Bases 156 to 1616 code for a protein of 486 amino acids. NCBI's taxonomy places the organism in Eukaryota, Metazoa, Arthropoda, Insecta, Hymenoptera, Apidae. Gene Ontology annotation, cellular component: SAM complex; outer membrane. The transcript has 8 exons.